AUGCCUAAUAACUACCAAGAUGAUGGGGACGAAGUAGUGUUGGUACCAAUCAGAGUCAUCACGAUUGUAAGUUGUGAUGACCCAGGAGGACAUGGUAAAAAGACAAACCGGAAAUUAGUGAGUAGUGGCGUGAGGCAUGGGAAUACGGACGGACUGACCGAUGGGAGACCUGAUGCGAGUGGAGGUGGAUUGGGAUGUCACGAUGAUGGAGGGACGAUAACCAAUGACCCCCCUGAUGAGGGUAAAACGGAGGAUGAAACGAAGGGAGGGAUGGAGUUAAUGAUAGUAUACGUAGACGUCAUUGCAAAACUAAUACACUGCACAAUGAUGAUCAUUGUCAUGACGGUUCUGAUAACCAAUAGAGCUGUCUCGAAAUCUGAGUGUGCAGGAAUAAUGCGACGUAUUGGUAGCAUUAGCAGAAAGGCCGGUUGGUGCACAGAAGGAUGGAGGGAAAGAGAGUGCGAAAAGAGAACACAACAAAGGUUACAACCGACGAAGAUAUGUACCGACCACAUCAUUAUUAAAGCAAGCGUGAAAAAGGGAUGA
Messenger RNA from Acaulospora morrowiae, 546 nucleotides. Lineage: Eukaryota; Fungi; Glomeromycota; Glomeromycetes; Diversisporales; Acaulosporaceae. The record is from the annotation of a GenBank genome assembly.